CUGUUGUUAUAACAACGGCGUUAGAUUUUGAAGUCAACUUUGUUAUCUUCAGCAAUCCCUAACCGCAUUAAGUAAAAAACACAAGAAAUUACACAAAAAUAUUAAAAAAUGCAAGCAAAUCUAACUAAAACUUUAAGCAAUUUGUUACAAAAAAGUAACACUUGGUCAAGAUGUUACUCAACCAAAGCAAAAACGGUGGGACAAAUUGAGGCUACAGCUCAGUCCAUAAGUGAUAAAGGUUUUCUACGGCCCCAUAAAACUUAUGAGGCACCAUCUAAUGUUGCCGAAAAGGUGCAGGCGAUUUGCGCCUCUUUGCAAAUAUCCAACAAGCAGGAUUAUAAUCUCAAAAGCUUGGAGGAAAAGUUUAAAUUUCUACAAGCCUGCUUCACUGAUUUCCAACACAGUGUACCCAAUUCACAAGUGCAUGAAUUGAAGACAGUGGGCGAUGUUAUCAAAUUUUACGAAACUUCUGUCAACACCACGGUUCCCUAUGAUGCUUUAAAACAAAUGCAAUUACCCGAAAACUUGCAUAUACAAUAUGAUUAUGUGCGUUUUAAUCCCGAGAAUGAUACGAAGUUUAAUGGACAAACUGCUUUCCCUAAGAGUUCCACUUUAGUGACCGGUCUUAAAUACCGAGGCAAAUAUGAGGGUCACGAAGCAAAACGUUCUUGGCCUUAAACUAAUAAAAAAAAGAAUUGUCUAGUUUUUGUUUUUAUUGAUAAAUAUUUUAAAAGAAUUAAAAUUUCAUUAAAUUUUCCACAGUGGAUACCAGAUUGGAAUCCAUUAAAGAG
Molecule: messenger RNA, 791 nt
Organism: Lucilia cuprina (Australian sheep blowfly)
Lineage: Eukaryota; Metazoa; Arthropoda; Insecta; Diptera; Calliphoridae
Gene: mRpL50
Product: 39S ribosomal protein L50, mitochondrial
Exons: 4
Coding region: 109-678 (189 amino acids)
Cellular component (GO): mitochondrion; mitochondrial large ribosomal subunit
Source: RefSeq, a predicted model, not a curated record